Molecule: messenger RNA, 1372 nt
Organism: Folsomia candida
Lineage: Eukaryota; Metazoa; Arthropoda; Collembola; Entomobryomorpha; Isotomidae
Product: trypsin-1
Exons: 8
Coding region: 194-1228 (344 amino acids)
Biological process (GO): proteolysis
Molecular function (GO): serine-type endopeptidase activity
Source: RefSeq, a predicted model, not a curated record
UCGAAGUUAAAUAUGUAUUGGGGGGUAACCAACUGUAUGCAAAUAAGCUUGCGAAAUUAUCCUCCUAAGUAAACGACUUAAUUGGCAAGCUCUCUUCGGAAGUUUAAAAGCCCUAUUUUGAUUUCGCAUGAAAUUUGAGGUUGGAGAUAGGAUUUUAAAACUGUGAAAUUUGGAGCUUCGCAUAAAAAAUUAUAUGCGUUUCCUGUCUAGAAAUUCGCAUCAUUCACAAACUUGGCAAAUUUAUGAGACGACACCUGGACAAGAAAUUCAGUUUGAUGGGGAAGACGAUUAUCCCGAUUUCAAGUACCCAACGACCCCUCUUCCAAGUCCAGUUGGCGAAGAGGCCCCCACAAUCCCACCAAAUAUAGAACCAGAUAAUGAAAACGAUGGGGGCCUUAAAGUUGUCAAUGGGCCGAUAAUUACUGGAAAUCAGUCGUGUCAAUGUGGGACAUCCGCCAGGACGAAAAUCGUUGGGGGGGAAGCCGUCCCCAUUUCCGAACUGCCAUGGACGGCCGCAUUGGUUCGAAAGAAGGAAAAUGCGACCCAAAUUAAGGGCCCGUAUUGUGGGGGGACUUUGGUCAACACGAGAUACGUGGUCACUGCAAGUCAUUGUGUUGACGCCUUUAAAGCAGAGAAAAUCCAGGUUUGGCUAAACGAGGAAGAUUUCCGCGUGGAGGAUGAAACCUUGACUGGCACUUUGCGGAUUGACGUCGAGGAAAUAAUCAUGCACCAGGAUUAUGAUCGAAAUAAGAUUAAAAACGAUAUUGCUUUGCUGAAACUUGCACAACCUGUCGACAUUGUGAACACUAUUAGACCAGUUUGCCUUCCGGCUGAUGGUUCGGAAAGUUAUGAUAAUGAGAAGGCAAUCGUGGCGGGAUGGGGUGCAACUGAACAGGGUGGAAGCGUUUCUUCUACCCUGCAAAAAGUGGUGGUGCCCAUCAUUCCCAAUAAAGUGUGCAAUUGGAGGACUCUAUAUUUAGGACAAAUUACAGACACCCAGAUCUGUGCAGGAGAGCUGAGUUCCGGUGGAAAAGAUAGUUGUCAGGGGGAUUCGGGCGGACCUCUCGUCCUAAACAGGGGAGAAAACGGACAGAAGUUGUUGGUCGGAGUGGUCUCGUUCGGAUUUGGAUGUGCACGUCCAUUCGCGCCUGGAGUUUACACCCGUGUUUCAAAAUAUCCAGAAUGGAUCGUGGAAAACAGUGUGGACGCGGAUUACUGCUCGUCAUAAUUUAAUUUCAUGUUCUCGUUUCACAGAAAUAAAAUAUUUAUUACGCGAGAUAAUUAUUAAAGCGAUUAAGUAACACCCAAAUUUUUAGUUAGACUUGUAUGUAAGACCGUAGACAAUAAAUGUUACGCACCUUAGCUAAGAAUA